Calidris pugnax (ruff) is the source of this 3851-nucleotide messenger RNA. It is a transcript of the gene G6PC2, whose product is annotated as glucose-6-phosphatase, catalytic, 2. The coding region runs from base 2851 to 3750 and encodes 299 amino acids. Gene Ontology annotation, biological process: glucose 6-phosphate metabolic process; gluconeogenesis. Lineage: Eukaryota; Metazoa; Chordata; Aves; Charadriiformes; Scolopacidae. Gene Ontology annotation, molecular function: glucose-6-phosphatase activity. The transcript is spliced from 6 exons. The record is from RefSeq and is a predicted model, not a curated record. Gene Ontology annotation, cellular component: membrane.
CGGUCCCCCUGAGGCGAAGGCGGAGCUGCGGCGGCGGGCCGGGCCGGGCGGCCCCUCGGGGCUUGCGGAGGCGGGAGGUCUCGGUGCUGCGAGGUAGAGGUGGCUGUGCGUCCUUCUGCUCUCCGGGCAAAGGCCUGCGAGAUUAGGGUGUUUUUUGGAGUCCGCUGAGGGGGAGGCGGCUGGGCUGUCCGUAGCGCCGGGGAGCGGGGCCCGCGGUGAAAAGCCUGGUGCGGUUUGUGCUGUUUGUGGUUCUGUCCCGAAUGAAACCAGCCUGGAACUGGGGGGCGGGCUAGCUCCGUUACACUCCUCUGGUGCUAGAACUUGUUUCCAAUGUCAGGUUUAUUCAUGGAACAUGUUGGGGGUAACCUAGUCGUAAGUUUUGUGACAUUCCUGAAUUGCUUUUUAAUUCCCUAAGCCUGAGUUCGUGUAGAGCUUUUUACCUAUUUUUAUGAUGAUUUAGUUAAAUUUUUAUGAUUACCUAUUGCAAAGAUGCAGAAGUAAUUGCAGCCUUUUUUGGUAUGAACAAAACCCAGUAGAGCAGCCCUGCUUGUGUCCAGUGAAAUGCUUGCCAUAAGCCUCUGUCGUGGUGAAUGACCUCCUUACAACCGUGUGCCUAAUUUUUCUCAAGUUGGGUGUAUUCCCUUUUGGCUCUGGAUAACCGCUAGUUUAUGAUCCCAGGUACCAGCCUCCUUUGUUACCAUAGCUAAUUAAGUUCUCCUAGCAUUAGUUCAGUGCUAUUUAGAUGAUCUCAGAAUAAUGUAAACUUAGCAAGGCUUUGAGGAUUGCUGUCUGAAAUCACUAAUUACUCUUUCCCCUCCCCUCCUGCCCCCAGCCACUAGAGCCAAAGCAAAGUCUGAGCUGAGCCCACCGAAUGGUAGUUGCAUUAUUCUUGUAUGAACUGCAGCUGCUGGUGGGUAGCACUGGUACCCAGCUGCAUUUCUGUCUCGUUUGACUCUGACACCUGUUCUCUAGGUUUCAGUUUCCUCAGCAUUAGUCCUAAAACUUAUUAUUAGCCCACUGUUUCUUACCUGUUUCAGACUUAAAUGUACCAAGGUUGGGCUGGUUCAAGGAUGGUUGCCUAGCCACAUAUAAAUUUGGGCAUUAUGGAGCCUGUACCUUAUGGGUUUUUUUAACUAGGACCAUUUCUCUCUUUUUCCCAAUCAGCCCUUAAACUUAGCCAAGUGAAUGCUGCCAAGUAUAAAGUUUAAAUGUUGCCCCUGACAUCACCAGCCUUUAUGUGAGCUCAUAACUUGGUGAAUACACAAUUUUCCCAGCCUUUGGAGUUUAGUAAAUACAUCUAAACCAAUCCUGACUUCUAUUCUGUCAUCUUUUGGUGGGGUCUUCAGUCUGGUCUCCUCUGGAUCCUUUUAUUAACAUAAAUAAUAGGCUUACCCCACAGUAGCUGGCACAAGCUCUAAAAUGCUAAAUAUCUUUUUACAUCAGUGAGAUUUUUCUAUAUUUCAUUAGUUGUAUUUCUUUGUUUUACACUUUACCAGCUAAAGACUAAAUAUAGCCUAUGACAUUUACUGGCACAGUCUGUACCUUAACUGAUCUUUUUUUCUGACUGAUUUGGGAGUCCUUUCUCCCAAAUGUCUUUUGUAGAGAUAUAAACUUACAGUAUAACUUAACCUCACUUUCACACUACAGACUCUCUCCACAAUCAGCUUACCAACUGCAUGUUUAAAUGAAACAUGGUGAUUUUAGCAGGUACUAGUUCUCUGUUCAAACUGACAUUUCUUACGAACCACAAACAGAAAUGCGGCCUCAUGACCCAAACUAGCACAGGUCAUAGGCUUCUUAAAUCCUCUGUUAGAUCUGAUUCAAGAGGCUUUAUAGCCAGAAAUGCUGGCCCCUAACCUUAACUUGGUCUGAAAUUUUUUUUUUCUAAAUGUCUGUCAAAUCAAGCCACAGGAUAGUCAGGGAUGGAAGAAAGUUUCACGAACUAUUUACCCUGUUUCUAGCACUAUGAGCUUUGCUGGAGACAAUGUAAUUGUAGCACGUACCCCUUUUCUGCAUUUUCCAGCUCUUCAUAGGUAUCUUUGUAACCCUAGGGUACUUGGUUAAACUUAAGGUUCCGAGAUGUACAAUGAGAGCAGCAGGGUGACAGCUGACCUGCAAUCAAACUUAAGGGCAGCUUAUUGCCAACAAAGGUCUGAUACUUUAUUUUUCCACUAGCUCAAAGCUCAAAUUGGGCUAUUCUAGUGCUGGGUUAAGGGCUAGUUGAGAGCUAUAGUUUAGGGUUGGAGAGCUACAGCAGCUUAGGUGGAAACUGCUAAGGGAACACCAAAUUGAAGAGCUGGUCCUAAUAAACAGCUGCUUCUCUUGGCAGGUUUCUAACUUCAUUGGGCUAUGGUUGGCGUGGGGCUAGUUUCAGGGACUAGAGAACAGCAAGAAAUAAAGCAGUGAUCUUGCUGGAAAGGGAACAAAAAAAUGCAAUGGAGAAUGCAUUUUUGCCCUUGUGGGUCCAGACUCCCGUGGUGGUGUGCUCUCCCUGUUUUCCCCCUCUUCCCUCCCCGCCCUGGCUCCUGCUCAGGUCAUGGCCACCAUGGCCAUCACAUUAGUUGCAAUAAGUUGCACCUGGACUUUGAGGGAUGACUGGCAACACAGCCAAAACACUGUCUGGAGUGGGGACCUAGAUAUUUUGUUCCCAUGAGAAUAUGACUAUAGGUCAAUUAUGUUAGUCUAUAAAUAGUGGACAGCCCAAAAGCUCUUUGAGCUCUCCUGUAUGGCAGUGGGCUGCACGCCAGGAUGUCCCCUCUUGUGAGGACGCUUGCUUAAGGUUCUACUCCUCAAGGUUGAGAGAUUCCUUGCUGCAACAGAUUCUCGCUAAACCAAGUGGUUGGUACUAAAAUGAUAUGGGUGGCAGUCAUUGGUGAUUGGUUCAACCUCAUAUUUAAAUGGAUUUUAUUUGGCCAUCGCCCAUACUGGUGGGUGCAAGAAACAAUGAUUUAUCCCAAUCAGUCAAGCCCAUGCCUUGAGCAGUUUCCUAUAACGUGUGAAACUGGACCAGGAAGUCCAUCUGGACAUGCCAUGGGAUCUUCCUGCGUCUGGUAUGUAAUGGUCACAGCAGCACUUAGCUACACAGUUAGAUGGAAAGAUAAAUCAGCAGUUACCCUUCACAGAUUGACAUGGUCAUUCCUCUGGAGUAUUUUUUGGAUUAUCCAGAUCAUUGUGUGCAUCUCGAGAGUAUUCAUAGCAACACAUUUCCCUCAUCAAGUUAUUCUUGGAGUAUUUGCUGGCAUUCUUGUGGCAGAAGCAUUUGAGCACACCCCUGCUAUUCAGACAGCAAGCCUGAGAAUGUACAUCAAGACAAACUUGUUUCUUUUCCUCUUUGCCCUUGGCUUUUAUCUAGUCCUCAAGCUUCUUGAUAUUGACUUGCUAUGGUCUGUUCCAAAGGCCAAGAAGUGGUGUGCCAACCCAGACUGGAUAAACAUCGACACGACUCCGUUUGCUGGACUGGUGAGGAAUUUAGGUGCGCUCUUUGGCUUAGGGCUCGGAAUUAAUUCUGAAAUGUUCAUUAUGAGCUGCAAAGGUAAAAAUAGCUGUAAGAUAAGUUUCCGCGUAUUGUGUAUAGCUGCUUCGUUAGCCAUGCUGCAGCUGUAUAAUUUUGUUAAGAUCCCUACUCAUACUGAGUAUUUGUUCUACUUUCUCUCUUUUUGUAAGAGUGCAGCUAUGCCUCUGACUGUAGUUGCCUUGGUUCCGUACUGUGUCCACUCGUUAAUGAGGACAACUGAAAAGAAACUUAAUUAGAUAAAGUUUCCGAGUGGGUAGCAAUGUGGGGAUGGAUAUGAACUGUUCGAGAACCCUCCACACAGGCAGUUUUGCUAACUCAUUUUAAGCAAGGGGGAUGC